AUGUUUGUUUCUCGAUAUUCUUACUGUCCUUUUUAUUUGAGUGACGAAUUCCGAUCUCCAUCAAACAGAAGAGAAAGAAAACUUGUUCGACAAAUGAAACAGUUUUUCAAGAAAGAUUGCAUCUAUCAAAAGAAUCCAGCAAUAUAUCUUACCUAUGCAAAUACUGGUUUAGGUGCAUAUGGUAUUGAUACAACAUGUUGUUUCUCUAACGUAUUUGUUCCUAUGGGUGAUAUCCUUAAAAAUGAGUUUUAUGACAAUACUUUGCACCAUGACUACAAAAAAAUCUACCCAGAACUUAAGCCAGCUUGGUAA
Molecule: messenger RNA, 312 nt
Organism: Trichomonas vaginalis G3
Lineage: Eukaryota; Parabasalia; Trichomonadida; Trichomonadidae
Exons: 1
Coding region: 1-312 (103 amino acids)
Source: RefSeq, a predicted model, not a curated record